This is a messenger RNA of Besnoitia besnoiti, 1074 nucleotides long. RefSeq lists its product as uncharacterized. Lineage: Eukaryota; Apicomplexa; Conoidasida; Eucoccidiorida; Sarcocystidae. The transcript has a single exon. Bases 1 to 1074 code for a protein of 357 amino acids. The record is from RefSeq and is a predicted model, not a curated record.
AUGGCGGGGAACACGUCGAGUCCAGCCCUGGCAAUUCCGGUACUCGAAAACACGGAGCUGCUUUCUGGGGGCCAAGAAGUUGAAGUACAGUUGCUUCCGGGACAUUCUUCAUCGCACAGGCACGCAGCGAAAGGGACGCCUGGAGGCCUUCGUCGACGUUUUCCCAAGUCAGUAGUGCUCCUCACUCUCGCCUCCGUUGCCGCAGCGAUCUCGGCGGUGUUGAUCUCCAUGCGCACCUACCGGAGUUGUAUGCAGAGAAUUGGAGUCAAGAAAUCCAGAGUUAACCAGCUGAGUGGAUCGUCCGCAGCAAGGAGGCUGGCCGAUAGUGACUCGGAGAGCGACUCAGAGCCGGGAGUCCCUGCAGAGGCCGCCUGCGCGUUAGCAGCUGCCGGGGCGCUGCAGGAUGCGCAGGAGCAGCGGGACCGGCAGGGCGAGACCCCGGAAAGUGAAGCGCAAGGGUUGGGUUCGCCGCAGCAAAGGUUACGCACUUCGCUUUUAUCCGGAAGCGGGCUGCUUGGUCUCGGAGCGUUAUCGGCUGGUGCAGCGGCGUACACUGUGGCGGGAGAUUCGGAUGCCGUUCGGGUGGCCCUGCUCACCGGUAUGGCAGUAAUUCUAGCUCCUCGGCUCACGACGGCGGCAUAUAACCUUUUAAGGCAAGCAGCGGGGUUCCUCCGGCAGGGACAGAACAACGACGAGAGGGGUAAUAACGAAUCAGGCACGGCGGCGAGUGUAGAGUUGGAGUGGGACGGUACCUUUGACGGGCCUUCAUCGGGGGGGGAUCAAGAUAAUGACUUCAACGACCCAGAUUUGGACAUCGAGUGGCCGGUUUUUGAAGAAGAAGAAGAAAUGGAACUAUCGGAUGAAGACGCGGAUGGCCUCGUGUGGGAAGACGACUGGGAACGACACGACCCAGCCGGCAGUGCCGAGGACAAUGCCAGCGCGCAGGCGCGUGAGUCAGGCGAGGAUGGGCAUGAGUCAGGCGAGGACGGGCAUGAGUCAGGCGAGGACGGGCAUGAGUCAGGCGAGGACGGGCAUGAUCCAGGCGCGGAAGACGACUAUUUGUGGGAUGACUAG